UCCGUCUCCGGCAGCAACAUUUCACGGUGGUCACGGCAAGGACGGCUUCUCAUUGGCGGAUGAAACUUUAAUCCAAUCACAUCGUUUCUUAUUUCAACGUGUUGGACCAUUCGUCGAAUCGGAGCCCUUUCUCGUUCCCUCACGGCCCAUAUAGCGCCCACGUUUCUACACGAGCAACAGAGCUAGCAGAGACUUUGAGUAUGUUAGUAUGGCGGCUGAAAACUCUGUGGUAUCUCUCCACGAAACACCUUUCCAUCGACGAUCAGAUGCCGACCAGAAGCGGCUGAAGGACUUGGGACCCGAUCGUCCGGAUUUAAAAAUUCAGCAGCAAACCAAAGACCGCGGGAGGACGUACAACCGGAGCUUCUCCUCGAGCCUAUAUGCGAACCGGAGCUGGUUAGCUGGAUGCUCGGUGAGUAAUGCGUUCUUUUGUUUCCCCUGCCUGUUGUUUCAAAGUCCUGGGACUGAAGCAAUGUGGAAGACAACGGGCAUGAGGGAUCUAAAGCACUUCAGCGAGAAGUGUAAGAAACACGAGUCUAGCCGCAGCCAUCUUGCAAACAGCAUGAAGCUAACCCUGUUAGGAAGACUGAGCCUCGCAGAGCAGCUCGACGCAGGAUACCGGAUCAGCGUUCGAACACACAACGAGGAAGUCCGGAAAAACAGACUCAUUCUCUCACGAAUCAUGGACUGUGUGAAGUUCUGUGGAGCAUCUGAGUUGGUGGACGUCGUUGCCUCAUUUGAGAAUGCACUGAAAGAGCAUCUGGAGAGCGCGACUGUGUUCAAGGGAACAUCCCAAACGGUCCAGAAUGAGCUGCUUGACUGUAUGCUGUCUGUCGUGAGGGAACAGAUCAUCAGUGAAGUUAAAAGCAGCGAUUUCCUAUCGAUCCAAGCAGAUGUGACCACGGGCAUUGGCACGCAAAGCCAACUUGUGCUUGUGCUCCGCUACAUCAAUGGAGCCAAUGUGGAGGAACGGUUCUUUGAGUUCCUCCCUCUGCAGUCGGCGACAGCGGAGAGCAUCGCCGUGGCAUUGAAGGACCGCCUCGCCGCCAUCCUCCCAGGUGAGCAGAGAAGUAAACUCAUCUGCCAGGCAUAUGACGGUGCCAGUGUAAUGAGGGGUGCCAUUUCAGGUGUUCAGAAGAGAAUCCAGGAUGACUACCCACAUGCCCACUAUAUCCACUGCUAUGCCCAUCAGCUCGAUCUCAUAAUGCAACAGGCCACCUCUCACCUAGUCAAAGUCAGAAACUUUUUUUCCGACCUGGGUGGAUUUGAUGUGUUCUUUACAAGCUCUUCCAAGCGGACCGAUGUCCUUGAUGAAACACUGGCCCGGAGACUGCCAACAGCCAGAAAUGUGAAGUGGAACUUUCACAGCUGUGCCGUCAAUACUGUGUUUGUGCAUAAAUAUGACCUCAUUGAAUGCUUUGGAAGAAUUCGAGCAUCAGGUGGAUUUGAUGACAAGACCAGCCAAGAAGCAGGAGGCCACAUCAGGCUACUGGAGGAUCCUGAUUUCAACUUCUUCCUUCACCUGUUUAAUCGGAUAAUGCCACACGUGGACCUCCUCUAUGCCAAGCUCCAGAAGAGAAACAUAGAUUCAGUCCAUAUCAAUGCAUGCAUCCAGCAGUUCCAAAAGGACAUAAACACAAUCAGAGAUUUAAGCAAUGCGAUGGUGGAGCAACACAGUGGCUCUGAGGCGCCGAGGAAGCGCCGGGCUAAAAAGGAAGAUGACCUUGGAAGGAUUGCUGAAGAGGUUUGUGACACCAUAAUCGGACACACCAGGGAACGCUUUGCCUUCAUCGACCACCUCAUCAGUGCCACCCUACUGCAGGGCCCCCAGUUUGAAAGCUACGUCAAUGUAUUCCCUGAAGUUGCUCUGGCCACCACAUUGAAGGCCUAUCCCAUGCUCAAAGGAAGUAAGCUGAAGACGGAGCUGAGCCUCAUCUAUGGCACGGAGGAAUUUCGACCCUGUUGUGGCGCUGUGGAUCUUUUACAGUUGUUCAUGGAAAAUAAUCUCUCGGAGGCAUUUUCAGAGACACAAACACUGCUGAAAAUCCUCAUCACGACUCCCAUGACCACUGCUGAGGCUGAGAGGUGUUUUUCAACACUGAAAAGGCUUAAAACCUUUCUCAGGAACACCGUGACUCAGGAGAGACUGAAUGCCUUAGCCAUGCUCUCAAUGGAAAAAAGGCUCGUCACAGACAUGAUGGACUUUAACCACAGAGUCAUUGACAAGUUUUCCAACUUGAAAGAGAGGAGGGCUAAAUUUCUUUACAAGUAGUGGGGCCUACUCUGUGAUGUCUCUCUUUCUGAAUCUAUUCGGCUCUAAACUUUUCAUGUGAUGGUGUGGGCACCUCUUUUAUUAUUAUAAACCAUUCUGCUUUGAACUUCUCAUGCCCAAAGUUACAUUUUGUUAAUAGUUGUUAUUGGACAGUGUUGAGCACUGUUUUCUUGAAAUAAAGCUUUGUUUGUCACAAUA
Pseudoliparis swirei is the source of this 2470-nucleotide messenger RNA. Its product is annotated as zinc finger MYM-type protein 1-like. The transcript has 3 exons. The record is from RefSeq and is a predicted model, not a curated record. NCBI's taxonomy places the organism in Eukaryota, Metazoa, Chordata, Actinopteri, Perciformes, Liparidae. Bases 209 to 2272 code for a protein of 687 amino acids. Gene Ontology annotation, molecular function: protein dimerization activity.